Molecule: messenger RNA, 476 nt
Organism: Macroventuria anomochaeta
Lineage: Eukaryota; Fungi; Ascomycota; Dothideomycetes; Pleosporales; Didymellaceae
Exons: 1
Coding region: 83-385 (100 amino acids)
Source: RefSeq, a predicted model, not a curated record
CGUUACAGCUAGCUAGUGAGGCUAUCGCUAGGCUCGUGGUCAACCCAUCCUUCAAGAGUGUACUUGACACGAUGAACUAUGUAUGCUCCUUCCACCCUUGCACAGUUCUGGAGAGGAAAUAUUUUGUGGGGUUUCUAUGUGCUCUGCUCUUUCCAAGCACUCUUUCGACUUGUGUGUAGCAAUUCUUGAAUCAGAAACUUAUUGGUGCGGCGACCAUUACCACGCAGUUUGGGAACGUGGCCAGCGCCGUUCUAUCUUGGAGCCCGAGAUUGAUAUCGAUGCCACUCAUCUUCUGAGUAAUCGUCGAAGUAGUUCAAUGCAGGCGCUUUGGGUGUGGCUUCGGAUCCGCGUCUACUACUUCUGUUGCGGUGUAUAUAACCUUUAGGACCCGAGGGUCAGAAAGGUCGGCCUUUUUGUAUCGCUGCGGGGCCGCGACAACUUCCGGUGAAGGCGAUUGCCUCGCAUUAUCGUAUGCC